This is a messenger RNA of Ooceraea biroi (clonal raider ant), 1815 nucleotides long. RefSeq names its product odorant receptor 43a. Gene Ontology annotation, cellular component: plasma membrane. Gene Ontology annotation, biological process: sensory perception of smell; detection of chemical stimulus involved in sensory perception of smell. The record is from RefSeq and is a predicted model, not a curated record. Gene Ontology annotation, molecular function: olfactory receptor activity; odorant binding. Lineage: Eukaryota; Metazoa; Arthropoda; Insecta; Hymenoptera; Formicidae.
AAUGCUGAUUAAAUAAUUGUAGGAAAUAUUGCAGUAAGUUAAUUAUCUUUUAUAUAAUAAUUAUAUUGAAUGAUUUUAUCGUAAUAUACUUUCUGGAUAGUAUAGGUAAAGUGUAAAGGUAAAGACGUAAAAUGACAUUGUAGCACACAAUGAAAUUGAUAUCGAUUGAAUUCACAAAAAAUAAGAACUAUAAUAAAGUUCGAAGCAGCAAUACCUCCUAUGUAUCAUUAUAUAAGUUUUUCGAGAAAGAUAGGUCGCGGAGGGUAGCUGGAAAUUAAUGCAUGUGUAAUGCUUUCUUGAAAAUUGAUCGUCUCGUAGUUUUGAGAAGUUCUUUCGCAUGCGCUAUAUGUGCAUGUGCCAAGUAGGAGGUGACUUCGCUUUGUGAAAAUAAGAAACUCGUCAGUCUUUAGAUGACACUCGUCAUGGAUACUUCGGAAAGGUCGGGAUAUCGAGAUUUCGAAUGGGCGGUGAAGCUAAAUCGUUUUAGUUUAAAACUAAUCGGACUGUGGCCUAUGACUGAGUACCAUAUUCCAGAAAAUAUAAUAUAUAAAUGUCGGCCUUUGAUUAUUAUUUUAAUAAUAACAUUCGGCAUUCUGAUACCUUCGAUACAUUCCUUGAUAAGAAUCCGUUCUAAUAUCAUGCUAUUGAUAGAUAACUUGCAAUAUACUCUGCCGAUUAUCACCUGUAUCAUUAGAGUCGUAGUUUUCUGGUGGAAGAAAAAAGCUGUUACAUCGGUGUUAAAUAUGGUAGCAGAGGACUGGCUAAAGGUAAAAAGCACACAGGAGCGCAGUACGAUGAUCGGAAAGGCACAAACUGCGCGUAUAAUUAUCACAUGCGCAUAUGGCGCAAUGAUGAUAGCGUUUAUUUUCACCGCCGUCUUACCCAUCUUCGGAAUUUCGACAAGAUAUCUGACGAAUACCAGCGACCCGUUGCUACCAUUGCAGACGUAUCAUUUCUAUGACGUGACAAAGAGUCCGCAAUACGAAUUCACGUUCAUUCUACAAAUUAUCAGUAUGGUUUUUGGUAUUAUGUCUUAUACUGGCAUCGAUAAUUUGCUUGGACUACUAGUGUUUCAUAUCAGCGGCCAAUUCGACAUUCUCAGACAUCGUAUUAUGCACAUAAAUGAUUAUAUUGAUUUCCACGAUAUUUUAAGGAGCAGUGUGAUAGAUCAUAUACGCCUACUGAGAGCCAUUGCCAUUAUAGAAGACAUAUUUAAUAUAAUACUUCUUGCAUUAUUUAUAUACUUUGGUAUACUUUUUGCCUGUUAUGGAUUUCUGAUAAUUAACUUAAUAGAAAAAGGAAAUGAUAUAUCAGUUACCCGGUUCAUAUAUCAAGUAUGCGCCCUUAUCACCAUGUUUGGUCAUAUGUGUGUCUAUUGUGUAGUGGGAGAGAUUUUAAUAGCACAAUGCGAACAAAUUCACUAUACAGUGUACAAGUACAAAUGGUACACUCUAGAACCAAGAGACAUAAAAGGCUUACUCUUCUUGAUGGUAAGGAGCAGUAAACCGAUUUAUCUCACCGCUGGGAAAAUAUUUCCCAUGACAAUGUCUACGUUUUGCAGUCUAAUAAAAACUUCGGCCAGUUACAUAUCCGUCUUGCUUACAACGAAAACCUAAUCGAAAAUGAUUGUUCCCGAUAUAUUAAUGCUGAUAACUUAAUUAUGUAAUCAGCAAUUGAAGAAUUACGUAGUUAAAUAAUAAUUUACGGAAUUUUUUUAUAAAUAGUUAAAUUAGUUACUUAUAAUAGUUCAUUAUAUCUUGCAAAUAAAUAGUUAGUAAUAUUAAUGCAAAUUUAAUAAAUUGCAUAUAAUCUAUA